GCAAUACACCAUCUACUCUUCCAAACUUUAGCUUUCCCCUUCUUUGAAUUGCCCUAGCUCAUUCAGAUUAAAGAACCCUAAGCCCUCCACGCACGAGGUAACGAUUGCUCCUAACCCUAACCUUGUCUUCAUUAUGCCUCACCCCAUCCCACUUUUCAUUGUGCCUCACGAAGAACCCCCUGAUCGCGAUGAAGAGCAUCAUAUCGAAGAACCCUAACCUCUCUUCAUUGUGCACUCUGCGAAGAACGUCGUCGGCGCGCGUGAUGCUUCUGUCGGCAAUCCCUCUUCUGGCACCCGUAACCCUCCUUUGAGUUUCUUCUCUCUUCUCUCGACACUCUCUCCCUCAAGCUCACUGUGGCUCACCUCUCUCACGGCUGGUCUCGCCGUCGACCUCUCUCUCUCUCUCUCUCUCUCCAGUUUCACGCUUCUCUCGCGGCUGUUUCAGACUUAAGCUCGUCGCAAGCUCUGUCGCUCUCUGUCACCAUCGCAAGCUCGUCUUCUUGCUUAGGCUGUCAACGCUUCCUUUGUCAUGAGUUGGUUCGUGGGUUGCUGUCUUCUUAUUAAGGUUGAUAAAAUUAGGAAUUGGGAGGGUCAAAUUGAGUUAGAUGGAGAAGUGAUUGAAUUGAGUUACCGCGGCUCGUAGGGGUUCUAUUCCCUGGUGGCAAUUGCUGAGAGGAAGCAUAGAGAGAAGCUCAGCCAACGGUUCAUUGCUUUAUCUGCCCUUGUUCCUGCCUGUAAAAGUUUCAAAAGAAAGCAGUUAUAGUUCAGAUGACAGUGAUGAGGAAGAAGAAAAACCUUCUAAAACUCCUCAGAAAAGUGCUAAGGAUGUCGAGAUGGUUGAUGCUGACUCAGCGAAGAAAGUUUGAGGAGUUUUUCAAAGAUUGUGGAGAAGUAGUUGAUGUUCGUUUUUCAGUUGACGAUACUGGGAGGUUUAAACGCUUUAGACAUGUUGAGUUUUCUAUUGCAGAGGCAGCACAAAGUGCUCUUGAAUUGAAUGAGCAUGAGUUGUUAAAUCAUCCUGUUAGGCUUGAUUUAGCUCGUGAAAGAGGUUCAUAUAUCCCUGGUGGCAGUUUCAGCAAUUCCUUCCAGAAAGGUGAUCAGCGUCAAACUGGUCAAACUAUAUUCAUAAGGGGUUUUGAUAAAUUUCUUGGAGAUAAGAGCUAGCCUAAAUGAGCAUUUUGGUUCCUGCAGGGAGAUCUCGAGGGUGUCAGUCCUAAAAGAUUUCGAGUCUGGAGGUCCUAAAUGCUUGAGAAUGAGGACAUGCUCUAUCUACUUUCUAUUGAUGAUGAUGAAGAGCAGUGCAUUCAAAUACCAUGUUGAUUUUUGGUUAUCGCUGCUAGUAUUUAACAGGUUAUGGUGGUUGAUGCUGAGGCAUACACCUAUGAUAAUGAGGUCAUUAAGAAAGCUGAAGCAAUGGGGAAGCCCAAAAAUCCUGAAGAAGAAGCUACUGUGGAAACUACUAGAGCCAUAAAACAUCAUCAAGAAAGCUGAAGCAAUGGGGAAGCCCAAAAAUCCUGAAGAAGAAGCUACUAUGGAAACUACUAGAGCCAUAAAAGCUUCUCAGUUGUUGCUAAAUACCAUUGAAAUCCUGAAGAAGCUGGAUGUUGUACGUCUCUUAGCACAUAGUGGAGGAUGAUGAUUAGUUUAGUGAAUUGGGUGCACAUAUGUGAGGAGGUUGAUCAAAAUUAUUGUUAGAUAGGAUGGCAAAGUUAUUGGAGUUGUAAUUCAUGUAUUAGGAAUACAUUGCGUAGUUGUUAUCACUUUGAUUUUUGAUAUUUUGUUAUACUGUUAUGUGAUUAAA
Messenger RNA from Arachis duranensis, 1801 nucleotides. Its product is annotated as nucleolin 2. Gene Ontology annotation, molecular function: RNA binding. Lineage: Eukaryota; Viridiplantae; Streptophyta; Magnoliopsida; Fabales; Fabaceae. The record is from RefSeq and is a predicted model, not a curated record. The transcript is spliced from 9 exons. The coding region runs from base 769 to 1164 and encodes 131 amino acids.